Saxophila tyrrhenica is the source of this 1377-nucleotide messenger RNA. RefSeq lists its product as uncharacterized. The coding region runs from base 1 to 1377 and encodes 458 amino acids. The transcript has 3 exons. NCBI's taxonomy places the organism in Eukaryota, Fungi, Ascomycota, Dothideomycetes, Mycosphaerellales, Extremaceae. The record is from RefSeq and is a predicted model, not a curated record.
AUGCCUCCACCAUCCCAAGUCGUCAAGAACGAAGGCAUAUACCAUGGCAUGCCCACAUACCCCGACGAAGAACAAUUCAAGAACCUCACUGCUGUCGUCACUGGCGCCAACGGAAUCUCCGGCUACCACAUGGUCAAAGUCCUAGCCGCCGCGCCGCAACGCUGGAGCAAAAUCUACUGUCUCUCCCGCCGACCGCCACCAGACUACUUCUUCGAUGGGCUGGGAGACGGGGCGAAGCGCGUUGAGCAUGUUGAGGCGGACUUUCUGGGGUCGCCGGAGCAGUUGGCUGAGAUGAUGAAGGGGAAGAUUGGGAAGGUCGACCACGUCUUCUUCUUCUCGUACACGCAACCGCAGCAGAAAGGCGGACUGCUGGGCAUGUGGUCCGACGCAGACGCCCUGGCCAAAGUGAACUGUACGUUCCUCCUAUUCACUCCCACUCCUAGCACUCCACUAACGACCUCCCCAGCCGACCUCAUCUCCAACUUCACCCGCGGCCUCCAACUCGCCAACCUCACCCCCAAACGCUUCCUCCUCCAAACCGGCGCAAAGCACUACGGCUUCCACAUCGGCCCCGCCACCUGUCCCUCCUUCGAAACGGACCCGCGAGUCCUACUGGAGAACAACUUCUACUACCCCCAAGAGGACAUCCUCUCCAAGUACUGUGCCGAAAACGGCGUCGGCUGGAACGUCGUGCGGCCGAGCUACAUCAUCGGCGCCGUGCGGGAUAAUUUACUCAACCAUAUGGUUGGGUUCGCGAUCUAUGCGUCGGUGCAGGCGCAUCUGAAGCAACCGUUAGCGUUUCCGGGCGAUUACUCGGCGUGGGAUAGGGAGAUGUGCCAGUCCACGGCGAUGGUGAAUGCGUAUCUUGAAGAAUGGGCGGUGCUGACCCCAGACGCGGAGAACGAGGCGUUCAAUGCACAGGAUGGACUGCCGUUUACUUGGGGCAGGUUCUGGGCGCAUCUGGCGAGUUGGUAUGGGGUGGAGUGGACGCCGCCGGAGACGGACCAGAGCAAGUAUCGGGAGACGAUUUCGCGGGCGACGGAGACGCCGAGGGGUUAUGGGCCGCAGGGUGUUGUAAGGUCGAGUUUCAGUCUGAUGGAGUGGAUGGAGCGGCCGGAGGUGGAGAAGGCGUGGAAUGAGGUCAAGGAGAAACACGGCUUGAAGGUUGAUCCCGUCAAGGACCGGGUGCAGAUUUUUGGUCUGACGGAUUCGGCGGUUAUUUCGUGCUGGCCGUUGUCGUUGAGUAUGCGGAAGGCUAGGAAGAUGGGAUUCCAUGGGUCUGUGGAUUCGUAUGAGGCUGCGUUCCAUUGCUUGAAGGAUAUGGCGAAUUUGAAGAUUUCGGCUCCGUUGGCUACGGAUGAGUUUAUUGAGCAGUAG